UGAUGACUGACCAGGCGCCAGGCGCUGUUUACCUUUAGGUCGAUUUUUUCGUCAGUUCGUCGUUGACUGCAUUCCCGCGUCGCGGGCGAUAGCCGGCGGAGAAACAUUCGCAAAAACACGUAUUAUACCUAUAAUAAUAUGCGUGUUCGUGUACGGGAGAAAACAAUAUUGGUGUUCUAUUAGCAAUAACAGCAGCAGCUAUCGUAUUACGUGCGUGAUAACGUGACCCGAACGAAUGAAUAUCAGAAUAUUAUAAUAUUAUGUAGGACUUUAAGUGGGCAAUAACUAUUACAAUUUUUCUUACUACCAAUUAACUCUACGACACACACACACACACACACACACACUUUAUAUAAUAUACUAAACAUUAAGUGGUAUGCUCGAAUUGGCAUUUGGCGAGAGGUAAUUAGUGUUGAACCCAUAAAAUACAUACACACAGUGGUUACUAUAUUAUAUUAUUAACAAUUUGUCAAACAUUUUCUGAGGUGGUGGUGUCUACACACCAUAUACUUACAUUAUACAGUAUACACUUAUAACAGGCAACACACAAAGUGCUGACUUGUGUUAUUAUCAAUAAUGGAAUACAAUCGUUCAACUUACUAAUGUAUAAUUUAAAACAUAAUAUAAUUAUAAUAAUAUCAUGGCUGAAUUUUUUAAAACAAAAAGGAGAAAAAUGUCUUCCAGCAGAGAUGGUGAUGAAAACGAAGCUGUAACUAAUUUUCGAGAAUAUUUACGUAUUCCCACCGUUCACCCUGAUGUUGAUUAUAGUAAAUGUGUUGAAUUUCUAUUGCGUCAAGCCCAAAGCUUAAAUCUUCCAUCAAAUAUUUAUUAUAUGGCCCCUGGUAAACCAAUAGUAGUUAUAACAUGGCUUGGGCAGAAACCAGAACUUCCUUCUAUACUACUUAACUCUCAUACGGAUGUUGUUCCAGUUUAUUCUGAAUUUUGGACUCACGAUCCAUUUUCUGCACAUAAAGAUAAAAAUGGAAACAUUUAUGCUAGAGGAGCACAAGAUAUGAAAUGCGUUGGAAUACAAUACAUAGAAACAAUACGAAAAUAUUUAAAAGAUAAAUUAGUUUUUGAUAGAACUAUACAUAUGUUAUUUGUGCCUGAUGAAGAAACGGGUGGACAUUUAGGAAUGAAAUUGUUUGUUGGGUCCCCUGAAUUUGCAUCAUUAAAUGUAGGUUUUGCGUUAGAUGAAGGAUUGGCUAGUAGCGAUGAUAGUUUCAGUAUAUAUUAUGGAGAACGAACUCUAUGGCAUCUCCAAAUAAAAUGUACUGGUACACCUGGACAUGGGUCCUUAUUACACGAAAAUACAGCUGGAGAAAAGUUGCAAUAUGUUAUUAACAAGUUUAUGAAUUGGAGGGAACACGAAAAAUUAAGAAUGGAGACUUGUAAAUUAGGUUCUGGAGAUAUCACAUCAAUAAAUUUAACGAUGGUAAAUGGAGGAUGUCAAAUUAAUGUGGUGCCACCAGAGUUGACAGUUAGUUUUGAUGUACGAUUGAGUAUUGCUGUAGAUGUGACGACAAUAGAAAAAACAGUUAAAGAAUGGUGUGAGGAAGCUGGCGAAGGUGUAACUUUGGAGUUUAUAAGUAAAAGCCCAUUCAUUCAACCUACACUAAUUUCACCAGAAAACCCUUGGUGGGUUACAUUUAAAAACGAGUGUGAUAAAAUGAAUUUGAAAACAAAAACGUAUAUAUUUCCUGGCGCAACAGAUAGUAGAUAUAUUAGAGAGAUUGGUAUUCCAGCUCUAGGAUUUUCACCAAUAAAUAAUACUCCUAUUCUUUUGCAUGAUCAUGAUGAAUUUUUGAAUGAGAAGACAUUCCUGGACGGCAUAGAUAUUUAUUAUAAUAUUAUCAAGAGCCUUGCAUCUGUUUGAGUUACAAUUUUUUUUUAUUUAUCUUCAUAUAUUAAUUAAUUUUAAUGAUGAAACAUUAUAUUUGUUAUUAAUUAUAAGAAUAUUAUACCUCAGACUUUAUUUUAUAAAAAAAAAAUAACAAUUUGAGUUUAAUCAUUUUAAAUUUAGUUCUAUUUAUUUAAAUUUUCUGUUAAAAAUGUGUUAUAAUUAUAUAAUAUAUAGUAGUCUUGGAAAUCCUGCGAUAAUCUGGUACGUCCAGUAAUCCAGCUAUAUUUUAUUUUUUA
Messenger RNA from Acyrthosiphon pisum (pea aphid), 2139 nucleotides. RefSeq names its product aminoacylase-1-like. Gene Ontology annotation, biological process: amino acid metabolic process. NCBI's taxonomy places the organism in Eukaryota, Metazoa, Arthropoda, Insecta, Hemiptera, Aphididae. The coding region runs from base 641 to 1876 and encodes 411 amino acids. Gene Ontology annotation, cellular component: cytoplasm. The transcript has 9 exons. Gene Ontology annotation, molecular function: aminoacylase activity. The record is from RefSeq and is a predicted model, not a curated record.